GAAAGGGAGGAGAACCAUUCAUCACCGAGACCAGAAAAGCGAGAACAACGGCAGCGGCGGGAGGAUGGGAACGGCGUCACUGAAGCGCUGCUGCCUCCUCUUCUCGUCCCCCAUCUCUCCCUUCUUCGCCGCGACAUUUAGACGCCAACUCCCCGCCCCCGACUUUUCUUCCCUCAUCCUCGCAUCGAAGAGGCUAAAAAAUCCCUCCUUUUCUCGAACCCUCUCCUCUUCUUCCCGUGCAUCGAGUUCGCAAGCCGUCUUCUGUGGCGUCGCCAAUGGGACGACGCCUAUUCCGGCGGAGACGAAGCCGUCUCCCGAGCUUUACCUCUUUAAUACCAUGACCAAGGAGAAGGAGCUCUUCCGGCCGAGGGUCCCUGGUAGGGUGGGCAUGUACGUCUGCGGCGUCACCACCUACGACCUCAGCCAUAUCGGGCACGCGAGGGUCUAUGUCACCUUCGAUGUUCUUUACCGGUUUCUGAAGCAUCAGAAGUACGAUGUUUGUUAUGUGCGGAACUUCACUGAUGUUGAUGACAAGAUUAUUGCCAGGGCAAAUGAACUGGGGGAAGACCCUUUAAGUCUGAGCAGUCGCUAUUGUGAUGAAUUUCACAGUGAUAUGGCUUACCUUCAAUGCUUGCCUCCAUCUGUUGAACCAUGUGUUUCUAAUCAUAUGAAUCAAAUUAUAGAUAUGAUUAAGCAGAUUCUUGAUAAUGGUUGUGCCUACAUAAUUGAUGGAGAUGUCUACUUUUCGGUUGACAAAUUCCCGGCUUAUGGUCGACUAUCUGGAAGGAAAUUAGAAGAUAAUCGAGCAGGAGAAAGGGUUGCUGUGGAUUCAAGGAAGCAAAAUCCUGCUGAUUUUGCUCUAUGGAAAUCUGCCAAGGAUGGAGAACCAUACUGGGAGAGCCCUUGGGGACCAGGAAGGCCAGGGUGGCAUAUAGAAUGCAGUGCCAUGAGUGCAGCAUAUCUAGGGCACUCAUUUGACAUACACGGUGGAGGGAUGGACCUUGUGUUUCCUCACCACGAAAAUGAAAUUGCACAGAGCUGUGCUGCCUGCAGCAAGAGUAACAUAGGUUACUGGAUACACAAUGGAUUUGUCACUGUGAAUGAAGAAAAGAUGUCAAAAUCACUCAAAAACUUUUUCACCAUUAGACAGAAUUUUCAGGUCAUAGAGCUUUAUCACCCACUAGCCUUGAGGUUCUUCUUAAUCGGCACACAUUACCGGUCUCCAAUUAACUACUCGAUGACACAGCUUGAUAUAGCUUCUGAUCGAUUGUUUUAUAUAUAUCAGACAAUUUGUGAUUGUGAAGAGACUUUUCAUCAGCAUCAUGGAAAUGAUCUUAAAGAUUCUUUACCACAAGACACUCUUCAGUGCAUCCAGAAACUUCAUUUGGAUUUUGAGAGUUCAAUGUCAGAUGAUCUGCACACUCCUGUUGCGUUAGCUUCUAUAUCUGAACCUUUAAGAAUCAUCAAUGAUCUUCUGCACACACGGAAGGGGAGGAAGCAAGAGUUGAGAAUAGAGUCCCUUUCAGCUAUGGUAAAGGAAAUCAAGAAUCUUCUGGGUAUUGUCGGAUUGGCACCUUCAAAUUACUCUGAGGUACUGCAGCAGUUGAGGGAGAGGGCUCUAAGAAGAGUCGGACUUACAGAAGAUGAGCUCUUGCUAAAAAUUGAUGAAAGAACCACAGCCAGGAAAAAUAAACAGUAUGACAAGUCCGAUGAAAUCAGGAAAGGGUUGGCUGCCAUUGGCAUCACUCUCAUGGACAGCCAUACCGGAACAACUUGGAAGCCUACCAUCCCGCACGAUGUCCAUGAACAUGCGAGUGCAAUGUGAUCACCUUGUAAUUUGACCUGAUGGUGCAGGCUUGUAUGCAGUAGUAAUUUUGGUAGCAGAAGCUUUUUCAGCUAUUCCACAGGUCUGAGCAAUUUUCUACAGCCACAGCUGGUCAAUUUCCAAUCGUUGCAUACAGAAGUCAUUUGCUUCAAAGUAUUAAUCAUAUGUAUCGUAUAACUGGAAAAAGAAGUGCAUAAUCUUGGGUUGACAGGAUCGUAAAGAGUGGUGAAGUUGACUUGGUCUGCCUAAAUUCUUUUUUUUCUUUGUUUACUGUGUAACUCUUUUUGCUUUAUAAAUUAUUUUUGAUCAGCUCUUCAGGCAAAAGGAUUGAUAUCUGAGCUGGUUUUCUCAAA
Molecule: messenger RNA, 2178 nt
Organism: Musa acuminata AAA Group (dessert banana)
Lineage: Eukaryota; Viridiplantae; Streptophyta; Magnoliopsida; Zingiberales; Musaceae
Product: cysteine--tRNA ligase CPS1, chloroplastic/mitochondrial
Exons: 9
Coding region: 65-1825 (586 amino acids)
Biological process (GO): cysteinyl-tRNA aminoacylation
Cellular component (GO): cytoplasm
Molecular function (GO): cysteine-tRNA ligase activity; ATP binding
Source: RefSeq, a predicted model, not a curated record